GGCCUUAAACACAAACUGUAUCUACUUUGCAACUAUGAUAUAUCCUUGUGUGCUUUCCGCAAUAAUGGCCGAAAAACCGCAGGCCACCACUGAAAAUCCAGCCCAGCAAGCGCUAGAGAAGCUAUCGAAACAGCUGUCGUGUUCGGUGUGUCUGGAGGAGUACCGCAGACCCAGAGUACUGCCCUGUCUCCACGUCUUCUGCGAGGCCUGUCUGGAGAAACUGGUGGGGACACAGAGAGACAAAUUGAGCGCCCCUGUGCCCCAACUGCCGCAAGCCCUGCCACUCUCCCUCAAGGGGGCGUGUCCAGCCUGCCCUCUGCCUUCUACAUCCAGCACCUUUUCGAGGUGAGGGAGGUCUUGGAGAAGGUGUGUGACCCGGAGAAGGCGCAGUGCGACAAGUGUGGGGAGGGAGAGGUGCAGGGUUUCUGUCGAGACUGCGGCCAGUUCAUUUGCCAGCACUGCCUCAUUACGCAUCGUAAAUGGAAGGAAUUGCAGGGGCACGAAAUAUCCACCCUCGACCAAGUUCAAGAAACAGCCUCGAAAAUGGUGACACCCAAAAAGGUGAGCUCCAUGUGUUCCAAGCAUGCAACAGAGCCCAUCAAGAUCUACUGCGAGACGUGCGAUGAGCUGAUAUGUCGCGACUGCACCGUCAAGACCCAUCGCGACCACAACUACGACCUCGUCCUGGACACCUUCCCCAAAGCAC
Molecule: messenger RNA, 706 nt
Organism: Geodia barretti
Lineage: Eukaryota; Metazoa; Porifera; Demospongiae; Tetractinellida; Geodiidae
Source: the annotation of a GenBank genome assembly